Pectinophora gossypiella (pink bollworm) is the source of this 1513-nucleotide messenger RNA. It is a transcript of the gene Lcch3, whose product is annotated as gamma-aminobutyric acid receptor subunit beta-like. The record is from RefSeq and is a predicted model, not a curated record. Gene Ontology annotation, cellular component: neuron projection; synapse; GABA-A receptor complex. NCBI's taxonomy places the organism in Eukaryota, Metazoa, Arthropoda, Insecta, Lepidoptera, Gelechiidae. Gene Ontology annotation, biological process: chemical synaptic transmission; signal transduction; nervous system process. The coding region runs from base 47 to 1513 and encodes 488 amino acids. The transcript is spliced from 11 exons. Gene Ontology annotation, molecular function: extracellular ligand-gated monoatomic ion channel activity; GABA-A receptor activity; neurotransmitter receptor activity.
GAUGUGUUGGUGAGCGCGCGAUGAGCGAGCCUCCGCCCGCGGCGCGAUGAGCGCGCGAGCCACUCCGCGCGCUUACACCACCCCUCUGCAUGCGCGACUACUACUCCUCAACUUACUGCUCACCCUCGUUCAGGCACAAAGCCAGCGCGCGGCGGCAGUGGACCGGCUGGAGAACGUGACCCACACCGUCACCAGGAUCCUCGACGGGUACGACAUACGACUGAGGCCCAACUUCGGAGGGGACCCGUUGUACGUAGGAAUGGAUUUGACUAUAGCGAGCUUUGACGCCAUAUCAGAAGUCAAUAUGGACUACACAAUAACACUUUAUCUGAAUCAGUACUGGAAGGAUGAAAGGUUGGCCUUCGGACUCCCGGACGAAGUAUUGACCCUCUCAGGGGACUUCGCCGAUAAGAUUUGGGUGCCAGACACGUUUUUCGCUAAUGAUAAAAAUAGUUUCCUGCAUGACGUGACGGAGCGCAACAAACUGGUUCGCCUCGGCGGAGACGGGACCAUCACGUACGGAAUGCGGUUCACAGCAACCCUCGCCUGCAUGAUGGACCUACACUACUACCCCCUCGACAGCCAGAACUGCACCGUCGAGAUUGAAAGCUAUGGCUACACAGUGUCGGAUGUGGUGAUGUACUGGAAGGAGACGCCGGUGCGAGGAGUGGAAGAUGCGGAGCUGCCGCAGUUCACUAUACUAGGCCACGAAACAAAUGAUAGAAAGGAAAAGCUAGCAACGGGCGUAUAUCAGCGGUUGUCGCUCAGCUUCAAGCUGCGCAGGAACAUCGGUUACUUCGUGUUCCAGACGUACCUGCCCAGUAUCCUCAUCGUCAUGCUCUCCUGGGUCUCCUUCUGGAUCAACCACGAAGCCACUUCGGCUAGAGUGGCUCUAGGUAUAACGACGGUGCUAACGAUGACAACAAUCAGCACAGGCGUGCGGAGCAGUCUCCCGCGCAUCUCCUACGUUAAGGCCAUCGACAUCUACCUGGUGAUGUGCUUCGUUUUCGUGUUCGCCGCUCUGCUGGAGUAUGCCGCAGUCAACUACACGUAUUGGGGCGCUAGAGCCAGGAAACGAGCCAAGUUAAAGAACCGCGACCUCUCUGCUAGCACUAGUGUUGAGAAGGACUUCAAGUGUUCCACCGGCACCAGGUCUCCGGAAGAAAUCAUAGCGCUGCGGGAAUGCAGCAGUAACGUGGGCCGAGUGUCCCCAAUACCGAGCCUGCGGUCGAAGCCUCUGCCGGCGGCCGCGGGUGCUCCGCCCUCGCUGCGGCUCCAGCGCGACCACAUGCAGCUGCGUUACCGGACCCGGCCGCAUUCUAGGACUUCUAGAAACGGCUCGACGAGUAAACCGAAAAUGAUGCACGCGCUGCGUCGAGGAGCUACUGUGAUCAAGGCUUCCAUGCCUAAGAUCCGUGACGUCAACGUCAUUGACACCUACUCUCGCGUCAUCUUCCCUGUCUGCUUCCUCAUCUUCAACGCCGUCUACUGGGUCUUCUACAUCUUCGAUUGA